AUGCCGCUGCUUCAGUGUAGGCAUGGAACAUCACUUUCUAAGCUAGAUAGCUUGGUAUCAGGUGUAAAAAUGAAGAUUCUUCUGGUUUUUCUAGGUCUGUUCAGUGAUUCCAUUGCUAUGCCAAUGCAUAUGCCACGAAUACCUGGAUUCAGCAGUAAAAGUGAAGAGAUGAUGCGGUUCAAUCAGUUCAACUUUAUGAACUCUCCACAUAUGUCACCGCUGGGCCCCAUGUUUGGAAAUGGCAUGCAAUUCCCUCAGGGCUUCCCACAGUUCCAGAUGCCCAUGUGGCCUCAGCCAACACCCAGUGGAUGGCAAUACCAGAAACCUUCACCUCCCUCAGGACCCAAGCGCCAAAACAAGACUGAUCAAACCCAAGAGACUCCAAAACCCAGCCAGCCUCAACCAAAAAAGUCACCACCAAAGCGUCCUUUAAAACAGCCUACACAGGCCCCACCUCAGCCCAAAGAGGAAGCCCAGACACCUCAGGCAUUCCCGCCAUUCAAUAAUGGGCUAUUUCCCUUUCAACCACUACCAUGGCAAAUGCCACAGAGAAUACCACCAGGUUUUGGACGCCCACCAAUGAGCAAUGAAGAAGGGGGAAACCCUUACUUUGGAUAUUUUGGGUUUCAUGGAUUUGGCGGUCGCCCUCCUUAUUAUUCAGAAGAGAUGUUUGAACAAGAUUUUGAAAAACCCAAAGAAAAAGAUCCUCCCAAAAAGGAGACUCCAGCAACAGAACCAACAACUAAUUCAACUGUUCCUGAAACGAAUUCAACUCAACCAAACGUGCAGGGUCCUGGAGCAAGUCAGGGUGGAAAUGACACAAACCCAACAGGAAAUGGUCUAAACCCCGGGACCAACCUGCAACAUGGAGUCCUUUCACCCUCUACAGUUAACAUUUCACACCAGGGAGUACCACGAACCCAAAUUCCAUGGGGACCACGCCAGCCCAAUAUUUAUGAAAAUUAUCCAAAUCCUAACAACCGAGGUUUCCCUAACAGAAGACAAUGGCGUCCCACUGGUACUAUGAUAGGGCAGAGACAGAAUGGGCCUUUUUACAGAAAUCCACAAGUUCAAAGGGGUCCUAGGUGGAACACCUUUGCUAUGGUAGGCAAACAAGCAGCUCGUCCAAACAAUCCAGUUUAUCGCAGAGCCUAUCCUUCCACUGCGAGAGGGAAUUCUCCCAGUCUGGUAGGCAAUCUAGCAAAUUUCCGAAGAAAGCCUCAAGGGCCAAAUAAACAACCCACAGGAACCAAUAUUGCCCCAGUGGGACCCAAACUUGGUACAGUUGAUGGCAAUGAAAAAAUCCAAACUCAAAGGGAAAAAUCAUUAGGUCAAAAAGAAAGAACAAUUGUUCCUACAAGGGAUCCAACUGGCCCCUGGAAAACCUCUCAGAACUAUGGAGUUAAUAAUAAACCCAAUUAUAAACCGCCUCCUACUGAAGAUAAUGUGAAAAUCCCAAAUUUCAAUUCCAUUGAUCAACGUGAAAAUUCUUUUUACCCAAGAGAAGAUACCAGGAAAGUCCAAAGUACUGAUGGGCAAACCCAAAACCAGAAUUUGCCUAAAGGGUUUGCUUUAGAACCAAGAAUCCCAUAUGAACCAGAAACCCCACAGCCAGAAUUAAAGCGCAAUACAUAUCACGCCGUAUACCCUGAAGAAAUCCCUGCUCCUGCAAGAGAACAUUUUCCUGCCGGAAGAAAUCAAUGGAACCACCAAGAAAUCCCUCCAGUUCCUGUGGAAGAGCCUAAAAGGCAGGAAGGACCUUUGCCUCAUCCUCCCUAUGCUUCUAGAGGAAAUGUUUUCUACUCUGACUAUAAUCCCUAUGAUCCCAGGGAAAACUCACCAUACUUUAGGGGCAAUACAUGGGAUGAGAGAGGUGAUUCUCCCAAAACCAUGAGGCCACCAGACAAUCCUCUAUACCCCAUGAAUACUCCAAGCCAAAAAGAGAGAGUACCUUAUAAUGAAGAGGACCCAGUCGAUCCAAAUGGAGACGAACUUUUCCCAGGACAAAGUAGAUGGGGUGAAGAAGUGCCCAGCUUUAAAGGAAGCCCCACAGGUAGGCACUAUGAAGGUCAACAAUAUCCUUCAAAUCAACCAAGAGAUUAUCUUCCCUAUCCCUUUGAUAAUAAUCCCUCAAAACCCAGAGAGGAGUUCCCUUAUAGUGAAUUUUAUCCCUGGGGUCCAGAAGAGAAUUUCCCAUCAUAUAAUACACCUCCUACUGUAACACCACCCACGGAGAACAGGGGUUAUUAUGUUAAUAAUGCUGUUAGGCAAGAAGAAAAUACUCUAUUUCCUUCUUGGACCUCAUGGGACCAAAGGAUUCAAAAUCGUAGACCAAAAGAAAGAGAGCCAUAUUUUAACAGAAAUUCCUGGGAUCGGACCACAAAUUUAUACAAAGUUCCAGCUAGAACACUAGACCAUCACGAGAACUACCUUUAUUCCAGGAACUCUCCAAUUGGGCUCCAGAAAAAUCCAUCAUGGCAUGAAAGUGAGAUGAUAAACUAUGGCAUGCAAAUUACCAGGUUAAAUUCACCAGAUAGAGAGCAACUGGCUUACCCAGAUUUCAUUCCUCAACGUUACCCACCUGAUCAAAAAGAAGAAAAUUUGUUUCACCUGAGCCAAAGAAGACCUUGUUGUGCUGGUGGCUCCAUAGGACCCAAAGAUAAGCCACUCGCUCUACAAGACUAUACUCCGUCUUACGGGCUUGCACCAGGAGAGGACCAAGACAGCAGCCCUCCGUACACUGAAGGCAGUCACACCAAACAUGCUAGACAUGUUAUCUCCCCAACGAGCAUCUUACCUGGCCAAACAAACAGCUCAGAAAUGAGGCAGCCUGAAGAAAGUCAAAACCCCAGUCCUUUCAAAGAUGAGGUGUCCACUGUGAGGAGGAACACACCAUGUUCUAUGAAGAAUCAGUUGGAUCAAAGGGGAGUGAUGCCUCUUCCUGGAGCAAGCUCCUUUCAAUCAAAGAAUGUACCAUGUCUUCAAAGCGAUCUCGGUGGAGAUGAGAACAACAUUAUGGAACAAAUGUUUGAAAGCAGCCAACCCAGUGAAAGAACUAUUAACCUUACCCCUGAGCAACUUGUUAUAGGUACUCCUGAAGAAGAAAGCCAACCAGAAGCAAUCCAAAGUGAAGUGGAAGGAAAUAAAGGUGACAGACAACAACAAAGGCCAAUUAGCAUCCUACAGUUACCAUGCUUUGGCUCCAAAUUAGCGAAUCAACGUUUCUCUGGCACUAGAACUCCAUCUAGGCCAUUUGAUGGAGAUUCAGUUAUGACUACUGAAAAUCCUAGCACAUUGGCUGAGCUAGUUACUGGGUCACAGUUUAAAAGUGUGAAUGUAAACACACUAAAUGCAGAUGAACACACUACAUUUGAGUCUUUUGUAAAAGGGACCGAUCCACAGGAUCAUCCAGUACAAGACUGCCUAUUACUUCAGGUGUAG
Elephantulus edwardii (Cape elephant shrew) is the source of this 3441-nucleotide messenger RNA. RefSeq names its product enamelin (gene ENAM). The record is from RefSeq and is a predicted model, not a curated record. The transcript is spliced from 8 exons. NCBI's taxonomy places the organism in Eukaryota, Metazoa, Chordata, Mammalia, Macroscelidea, Macroscelididae. Bases 1 to 3441 code for a protein of 1146 amino acids.